Closterium sp. Naga37s-1 is the source of this 592-nucleotide messenger RNA. NCBI's taxonomy places the organism in Eukaryota, Viridiplantae, Streptophyta, Zygnematophyceae, Desmidiales, Closteriaceae. The record is from the annotation of a GenBank genome assembly.
UCGACCAUAUGCAGACGACAAGGAUCGAGACCACGCGGCCAAGCCACGGGACCACCACCACGCGCCUGCCACGUCAGCCGCGGGUUCUGCUGCCACGUCAUUGGGAGGAACUGGAGGCGGGCUAUCAGCGGCUUCUGCUGUGGGUCCACCUGGGUUCUUGUUCCCUGCCACCGCUGCCACGUCAUCUGCAUCUGGGGGGGUGCGGCCAUCGUCACCCAACGUCUGCCCGCCUUCGCCUCUAACCCAGCAGCAAGCCUCUGUUGCCUCUGAGCCGACCGCAGCAGGAGCGAUGCAAGCAGCCGGCAGUGCAGAGCCGGUGCCGCCGAGACCCCAUUCCGUCUCCACCCAGUCUCCUCUGGCACCACUGCCGCCUGCGUCAGCUGCAGCGUCCCAGCAAUCCCACCAGCCGCACCAGUCCCAGCAGGCCCACCAGGCACAGCAGCGGCACCAGGAGGAGGUGCAGAGAAUGCUGGCGGCAAAGCGGGCGGCGGUGCAGAGAGCAAGGCAGAUGGGCGCCACAGGCCACUUCAAGCCGUGCGACUCCAUGUUUGGGAACUCCCUCGUUCCUGUGAUUCCGUUCCAGCAACCUUAG